GUUUGGGUUGUAUUUCAUGACCUUCUCCUGUGAGGACAAAAUAUUUUUGUAAUAUUUUCCUUUAUAUUUGUUGUUUAUUAGCUGUGAUAGUGCCAUUGAGUGACAGGGUCAGUUUCAAGCACCUGCAUCCGCUUGUACCAUGGCAUCAAGGGUUCUCCUGGGCCAGAGGAAGGCAGUGAUUUGUUAUCUUCCGAAUCUCCGUGCAGCUGUUCGCCAUUUUAGAGCAUUUUCUUCGUACGAGCAAAGCCAGGCAUCGACUUUCCAGUUUUCAGCAUACAACGGUCAGUUAUUCAGCCAAAAUGGCCAAGACGACUACGAUCCAUCUGACCGUGCACUAGGCCCAUUUGCUGCCCCUGAUAGCCGGUUCCCGCUGCCAGGCCUCACCGGGACGGGAAGCCACAUGAAAAAGUCCCAGAGUCUGCCCCUUCCAGAGACGGUGGACCCGGAUGCGCUGAUAAACCAGCAGUUUACGAUGGAUAGACAUGGAUCUUUGUUUGAGGAGUGGCUCCGCAAUACAAAACGACAUGAGAAUGAAGACAUCCUUCCAUCCCAGCCUUACCCUUCUGACAAGUUGGAAUGUGUUGCCCAGGAAUGCCCUGCACUCCUGAAAAAAGACUUUCAGGAAUUGUUCCCAGACCGUGACUUGCGUCAUUGUAACGUGACGGUACUGACCAUCAGUCAAAAAACUGAAAAUGACAUGACAGCCUGGAGUCCUGAUGUUGAAGAAGAACGCGAAACUCUCCUGAAACAGUUUAUAACUGGGGCCCAAGAGAUCUGUGAGACUUUAAAAAAUGCUGGUUACUGGGGGGACUUCAUUGACCCCUCUUCUGGCAGACCGUACCUUGGUGCCUACACGAAUGCCACAUUCUUCGAGACAGACGAUCGCUACAGAAAGCUGGGAUUUGAAAUCGAGGACUUAGGAUGCUGCAAAGUCAUCUCGCAUCAUCUUUGGGGGACGCACGCUUACGUCGGAUCACUGUUCACGGAUGCCCCAAUGAACCAUCCAGUGAUUUUGGAUCUGAUGCUCAAAGAAAAAGAAAACCCCAAGAAAAAAUCAUCAUAGUUUGGAAAUCGGACACUUAAAUUGCACCCUGGUGAAUCACCGAUUAUCUGGGGUGAAUUGCUAGUUAUUGUUGCUGUAGCAUUGAUAUAUCUUGAUAGUUGUCAUAAAGCUCUUGGAGGAAAAAACGAGUCUGCUUUUAUCUCAGGACUGAUGCUGGUACCAGUACAUGUACGGGGUGUACUUUGUGGGAGUUUGGCCACUUGAUGAGUUCGUUGUUAAGGCUUCGAUGUUGAGACUUAACUAUGGCAGUAGAUGUUAUAAGAUGUGUUGUUCAUACUAGGCCUUACUCUUGACUGCAGGUUUUAAGUGGAAUUGUGCUUUGAUAUUUAAGUUAACAGCUUUUUCCAAGAUGAUAUUUACAAUUUGUGUAUGUGCUUCUGCUAGAUUUCCGCAUUUGUAUGUAUUGCAGCUGUUGAAGCAAUAGCAGUGGAACAGUCAGGGUUUUAACUUCAAGUUUUAGUAGCGCUCAGCAAGUUCACACGAUUAUGUUUUUUGCAUGGGUGCAGGGUGCAAUGUGGUAUUAACUGGGGUAACACUCUGUGAGAUUACCAGUUUGGGGUAACUAGGUUGGUGUAUAUGUAAAGGUUACUUAAAAAAGUAUUAGAAUAAGUCGUGAUUUCUUCAUCGUCAGUUGAUGUCGCUGUAGCGCUUGCCCUACAAGUGGAUAUUGUAGUGUCUAGCCCUGCCAGCAAUAAAGUAUAUUGAAAUAGAA
Lineus longissimus is the source of this 1775-nucleotide messenger RNA. Its product is annotated as cobalamin trafficking protein CblD-like. Gene Ontology annotation, cellular component: mitochondrion. The coding region runs from base 140 to 1063 and encodes 307 amino acids. The transcript is spliced from 8 exons. Lineage: Eukaryota; Metazoa; Nemertea; Pilidiophora; Heteronemertea; Lineidae. The record is from RefSeq and is a predicted model, not a curated record. Gene Ontology annotation, biological process: cobalamin metabolic process.